AUGACCGCCUCAGCCUCCCUCCCCCCACCAGACGGCGUCUUCGUCCCCGUCCCAACAUUCUUCAAGCCCUCCUCACCAUCCACAAUCCAAGCCCCCAUCGACGUCGAGACCCAAACAAAGCACAGCAUCCACCUCGCCAAAAACGGAAUUCGAGGUCUCGUUCUCCUGGGCAGUACAGGCGAAGCCAUCCAUCUAUCUCGAACAGAGCGCUUCGAUUUGAUUUCUGGCGUUCGCAAGGGACUUACAGAAGCGGGGUUCCCAGAUUACCCCAUUAUUGCAGGCGUUCUGAUCAAUUCCGUCGAAGAGGCGCUGGAAUGGCUGGAAGAUGCGAAGAAAGCCGGUGCGCAGUGGGGACUUGUGCUUGCUCCUGGGUAUUUCGGGGGAGCUGCGAAUCAGGAGAAUUUGAGAGAGUGGUAUACGCUCGUUGCUGACAAGAGCCCGAUUCCAAUUAUGAUAUAUAACUAUCCUGGUGUAACCAACAACAUCACAGUCAGCUUGGAAACAUACACCAAGCUUGCUGCUCACCCAAAUAUCGUCGGUUGCAAAAUGUCACAUGGCAAUGUCUCCCACCACUUGCAAGUAUCACUAGAUCCUGAGAUCGAUCACAGCAAAUUCCGUGUUUACAGUGGCUUCGGGCAGCAACUCGGACCAAUCGUAUUCUUUGGAGCCGCGGGUGUCAUCGACGGCCUCGCAGCUAUCUAUCCCGGCACGGUAGCGCACCUUUUCGAACUCGCAGCAAAACGUCCAAUCGAGCCUGAAACCCUGUUGGAAAUUCAAAGACUGCAAUUUGCGGUCAGUCGAGCGGAGGAGUUCGUUGGAAAGUGGGGUAUUGUUGGUAUCAAGGAGGCUGUCUAUCGUGUGCUAGGUAUGGGUACUUUGGAAGGUGGGAGAUUACCUUUGAAAGGAAGCUUGCCAAAGGGAGAGUGGGACUCUUGGAACGUGGCUACCAAUGCUAUGAGUACUCUUGAGGCGAAGCUAGGUAAAUAG
Messenger RNA from Cadophora gregata, 987 nucleotides. RefSeq lists its product as uncharacterized. The coding region runs from base 1 to 987 and encodes 328 amino acids. The record is from RefSeq and is a predicted model, not a curated record. Lineage: Eukaryota; Fungi; Ascomycota; Leotiomycetes; Helotiales; Ploettnerulaceae. Gene Ontology annotation, molecular function: 4-hydroxy-tetrahydrodipicolinate synthase activity. The transcript has 2 exons.